CAAAAUGCCACAGGAUUUGGAAGACAAACUUUAGGUAGCAUACCUAAGCACAACACAAACUAAAAGUUGUGCUUUCACAUGUAUUUGGGGGUGAUGGCAGGUCAUCAAAUGGGUUGGGGUAUAAUAGAAGAGGAGGGUUGGAGAAAGGGUCCUUGGACUGCCGAGGAAGAUAGGUUGCUUAUAGAAUAUGUAAGGGUUCAUGGUGAAGGGAGAUGGAAUUCUGUUGCUAGGCUUGCAGGACUGAAAAGGAAUGGAAAGAGCUGCAGAUUGAGGUGGGUGAAUUAUCUGAGGCCAGACCUUAAGAGGGGGCAGAUAACUCCUAAUGAAGAGAGCAUAAUUGUAGAGCUACAUGCUAGGUGGGGGAACAGAUGGUCAACAAUUGCAAGAAGCUUGCCUGGUAGGACUGACAAUGAGAUCAAGAACUACUGGAGAACCCAUUUCAAGAAGAAGGCAAAAGUGCCUUCUGAUGCCUCCGAGAAGGCGAAAACUCGUCUACUAAGGAGGCAGCAGUUUCACCAGCAGCAGCAACAGCAGCAGCAGCAGCAGCAACAACAACAACAACAGCAAUUGCAGCUGAUUAAUCAAGCAGAGGUGAAAAGAAUCAUGGCCUUUUUGGAUGAAAACGAAAAUAACAAAAUCUCAUCCUGGCCUCAAGUGAAGCAAGACAUGGACACUUCUUCUGCUGCAUACCCUCACAACACAGCCGAUCACCAGGAGCAAGGCUUCUUCUAUUCAAUGCUCAAUGGCAAUGUGUAUGUGCCUGAAGACUCCAGCAAUGAGGACAGUUUUCUGUGGGAUGGUUUGUGGAACUUGGAUGAUGUCCAUGGAAAUUUUGGCACAGCAGCAGGCAAAGCUAGCUUCCACAACUUGGUGGUUCCUUUCUGUUAAUUAAAAUUCGGGCAGCUUUUUUGAUUUUGUUUAGUGUAAUAUUUACUAGCUUGUAUCACCAAAAUGAUCCAAGGCUCUCUCUCUCUCUCUCAAAGUGGAGUGGAAUUUGGGUUGCAAAAGAUAUGCAAUCCAGGCUUAAUUAGCUAUUUAUUUUCCAAUAAAUUGUCGACCACUUUAAUUUGUAUGAGAAUUGUAAUCAAUGGAAAGUUGUUCUUGGAAAUCAAAAUUUCUUGUUAGUUUUGAAGCAUAGA
Messenger RNA from Prunus persica (peach), 1139 nucleotides. Its product is annotated as myb-related protein 305. The coding region runs from base 79 to 888 and encodes 269 amino acids. Gene Ontology annotation, biological process: regulation of DNA-templated transcription. The transcript is spliced from 3 exons. The record is from RefSeq and is a predicted model, not a curated record. Gene Ontology annotation, cellular component: nucleus. NCBI's taxonomy places the organism in Eukaryota, Viridiplantae, Streptophyta, Magnoliopsida, Rosales, Rosaceae. Gene Ontology annotation, molecular function: sequence-specific DNA binding; DNA-binding transcription factor activity.